Messenger RNA from Aptenodytes forsteri (emperor penguin), 1891 nucleotides. It is a transcript of the gene OGN, whose product is annotated as osteoglycin. The record is from RefSeq and is a predicted model, not a curated record. Bases 261 to 1142 code for a protein of 293 amino acids. Gene Ontology annotation, molecular function: protein binding. NCBI's taxonomy places the organism in Eukaryota, Metazoa, Chordata, Aves, Sphenisciformes, Spheniscidae. The transcript has 7 exons.
GCAUUUUUUACCCCAUGGAAAGCACUUUUAAGACUGUCAAACUUUGAAAGAGUAUUCAUUUCAACAAUUUGUGUUUCAUAACUUUACUCUUUUAUUAAUCCACUUUAGGUCAACAUAUAGAUAAGGAUAUCUGGUUUUAUGACAAUCACAGAAGAACUUUGAAUCUGCUAAAACGUCACAAAGAAAAUAUUCUCCAUAGUCAACACACGAGCAGAUCUCCACCAGCUCAGUGAAAGCCAGAUACAUUGUUCCGUGCAAGAAUGAAGACUUUGCAGACUACUUUUUUUUUGUUUGUGUUUGUACCUUUGGCAAAUUCAGCACCACCUAUACAGCAAGAAUCACUCCAGUUUUAUGAGUAUGAUACAGAUGUUACCAUGGGAAGCCUGAUCCAACAAGAUUAUGAAAUGCAAUCCAAGGAUAUAAGAAAGGAUGGAACAAAUGUUUCUCUCGACACUUCCUUAAGACUGCAAGGGGAUGACAGCGAACGCAACGUACCACCAACAAAGGAUACAAAUUUACCUACUUGUCUGCUCUGUGUGUGUUUAAGCGGAUCAGUGUACUGCGAGGAAAUAGACAUCGAAGCUGUACCCCCACUGCCAAAGGAAACAGCAUAUCUUUAUGCACGAUUUAACAAAAUAAAAAGGAUAGCAGUCUCAGAUUUUGCUGACAUUACUACCUUGAGAAGAAUUGAUUUUAGUGGAAAUAGGAUAGAAGAAAUAGAAGAUGGAGCCUUUUCAAAGCUUCUGCUAUUGGAAGAACUUUCUCUUGCUGAAAAUCGACUUCUAAAACUUCCUGUUCUACCUCCCAAACUAACAACAUUUAAUGCAAACCAGAAUAGAAUCAAGAGCAGAGGAAUCAAAGCAAAUGCUUUCAAAAAGCUGACAAAUUUGGCCUACCUCUACUUAGGACAUAACGCACUGGAAUCUGUUCCCCUUAACUUACCGGAAAGUCUGCGUAUUCUUCACCUUCAGUACAACAAUAUUACUACAAUCACCGACGACACAUUCUGCAAAUCUAAUAACACACGUUACAUCCGCACAAGCAUGGAUGAGAUAAGGAUGGAAGGCAAUCCGAUCCUCUUGGCAAAGCAUGUUAAUGCUUUUUCCUGCUUGAGAACACUGCCUGUAGGAACAUACUACUAGCCACUACUUACGUAAUUAUACAUGCCAAAACUUAAACAUGGUAACAGAAGAUUAUUCUUUUUCCUCUGUUUACAUGUUUAUAUCCUCUCCCUUACUAAUGCCGUUUACCUGCAUACCCAGAACCUUUUACUAUGUUGAAAUGUGGUUCUCCUCUGAAAUAACUGUUUCAAAACAGCCACUUCAUUUAGUAGUUACAAUGUCACCCAUGCUUUCAGAAACUUUUCUGUUAAUGAAAGUGUAAAAAUACAUAUAUGCACACACAUAUCUUCUCAACUUUUAUUUCACCACAUAUUCUUUACAGGUAGGUAAAAUCACACAAGUAACUGCUUGUUCACAUUCUUUAUCAGUACCCAGAAUAAACAAUACACUUUACUUUCAAAUAAACGCAAAACAUUCUUUGAGCAAGCUACAGAAGAAAACUACAUCCUAAUUCCAAUCCCAUUUUUUUAAUCUGAAAUGAAACUUUUUCAGUUGACCUUCGAAAGUGUAUUGGAUGAAGUUGCAUACAAAAGAAAGUUAUGUUUAGAAAUAGAACUUCUCAAAGCUUAACUUCAUUAAAGCUUCCUUAAAAACUUGGUUUGCAGAAAAUGAGAAUAAUUCCUAUUCAGGCUUAGUGUACCAAGCAACAAAGCAAGUGGAACUUCUCAAAGAUGUGUUAAUUCUCUUUCUACUAUUCUGCUUUCAAAAUAAUGUAAGAGUGUGUGUAUAUAUAUAAUAUAUAUGUAUUUGAUUUUUACACAAGGUAUUUU